Molecule: messenger RNA, 892 nt
Organism: Haliaeetus leucocephalus (bald eagle)
Lineage: Eukaryota; Metazoa; Chordata; Aves; Accipitriformes; Accipitridae
Product: histone H5
Exons: 1
Coding region: 136-708 (190 amino acids)
Biological process (GO): negative regulation of DNA recombination; nucleosome assembly; chromosome condensation
Cellular component (GO): nucleus; nucleosome
Molecular function (GO): structural constituent of chromatin; nucleosomal DNA binding; double-stranded DNA binding
Source: RefSeq, a predicted model, not a curated record
GGCACCGGCACCGGCUUCGCUGCGGUUCUUACCCACCGCUUCCUUCCCCAAGGGUGGGGGGGUCCCCCGGCCGGGCAGACCAGGCUUCCCCCACCACGAAGGGUUAGCAGGGCGUCGCGGGGCGAAGCGUUAAGAAUGACGGAGAACCUGUCCCCGGUGCUGGUGGUCAAACCGAAGCGGGCCAGGGUGGCACGACGGCCGGCGGCCCACCCCACCUAUUCGGACAUGAUCACGGCGGCCAUCCGCGCCGAGAAAAGCCGCGGCGGGUCCUCCCGCCAGUCCAUCCAGAAGUACGUGAAGAGUCACUACAAGGUGGGCCAGCACGCCGAUGUCCAGAUCAAGCUCGCCAUUCGGCGCCUGCUCGCCGCCGGCGUCCUCAAACAGACCAAAGGGGUCGGCGCCUCCGGUUCCUUCCGCCUGGCCAAGGCCGACAAGGCGAAGAAGUCCCCGGCCAGGAAGAAGAAGAAGGUGGCCAGGAAAUCCACAUCGCCCCGGAAAGCGGCUAGACCCAGGAAAGCCAAAUCGCCGGCAAAGAAGCCCAAAUCUGCUGCCAGGAAAGCCAGGAAGAAGUCGAGGUCCAGCCCGAAAAAAGCCAAGAAGCCAAAGACUGUUAAGGCCAAGCCGCUGAAGGCGGCCAAGCCCAAGAAGGCAAAGCGGUCGAAACCCAAAGCCAAGUCCAGCGCCCGGAAAUCACCCAAGAAGAAGUGAGAAGUCUAGAGGCAUUUCGGUACUCUCCCCGUUGGUUUCUGUAAAUAGCUUUUUGCCUGUAUUUUUACUCCUUUCUAUUGCAUUUUAUAAAGAAUUGAUCGAUUCCUGUCUGGAAAUAGCUAAAACAAGGCAGUUAAUGAAAGAAAAAAGGAACUUAUUUCAUAUGGAGAGUUCCCAUUUUUAA